Molecule: messenger RNA, 431 nt
Organism: Bombus pascuorum
Lineage: Eukaryota; Metazoa; Arthropoda; Insecta; Hymenoptera; Apidae
Product: conserved oligomeric Golgi complex subunit 4-like
Exons: 2
Coding region: 3-395 (130 amino acids)
Source: RefSeq, a predicted model, not a curated record
UUAUGAAUUUAGAAUUUUUACUUCAAAGUUUUAAGGGAAGUUUAACAGCACCUAAUUAUGAUGCUUUAAUUGGUCUUCUUACUGCUGAAGUAACAGCUCGUUUAGAAAAAGUUGUAUUAAAGUCUACUUUUAACAGAGCGGUAGAUCUUAUACUUGAUAAAGAAGUAAGGUCAUUAGCAAGUUACUUAGCCGCUGUUACCUCAUGGUCUGUACGUGAUAAAUUUGCACGAUUAACGCAAAUAGCUACCAUAUUAAGCGUUGAAAAAGUAGAAGAACUAGUAAAUUAUUGUGGUGCAGAUGCGAUUGCAUGGAGAUUAACACCUGCUGAAGUUCGACGUAUUGCUUCUAUGAGGAUAGAUUUUCGUCCCGAGGAUAUAAAGAGAUUGACACCGUAAUUUUUGUUGAAUUAUAUUGGUAUAAUAAAUAAUAAG